Eubalaena glacialis (North Atlantic right whale) is the source of this 1652-nucleotide messenger RNA. It is a transcript of the gene SAMD8, whose product is annotated as sterile alpha motif domain containing 8. Gene Ontology annotation, molecular function: protein binding; ceramide cholinephosphotransferase activity; sphingomyelin synthase activity. Gene Ontology annotation, biological process: ceramide biosynthetic process. The record is from RefSeq and is a predicted model, not a curated record. NCBI's taxonomy places the organism in Eukaryota, Metazoa, Chordata, Mammalia, Artiodactyla, Balaenidae. Gene Ontology annotation, cellular component: endoplasmic reticulum membrane; Golgi membrane. The transcript is spliced from 6 exons. Bases 36 to 1472 code for a protein of 478 amino acids.
UGCCGGCGCAGGUGAGAUCGAGGCCGGCCGGGGCAAUGCCUGCACGCAGCCGCCACCGCCCCAGGGUCCACUUCGGCUCUCCUACCGGGGUUCCGCCCCCGCCGCUUGAGGCGUCUCACUCCGGCGAGGCUCGGAGGGCGCCGGGUUCCGACAGCUGCUCAGACGCCGACUCGGAGGCGGGUCUGGGGAGCCCGACUCGGACCGCGCAGGCAGUGGAAGAGGAAAUGGCUUUUCCUAAUCAGCUCUGCAUUCGCCGCUGGACUACCAAGCAUGUAGCUGUUUGGCUGAAGGAUGAAGGCUUUUUUGAGUAUGUGGACAUUUUAUGCAAUAAGCACCGACUUGAUGGAAUCACAUUGCUAACGUUGACUGAAUAUGAUCUCCGGUCUCCUCCUCUGGAAAUCAAAGUCUUAGGGGACAUUAAAAGGUUAAUGCUGUCAGUCCGAAAAUUGCAGAAAAUACAUAUUGAUGUUUUAGAAGAGAUGGGAUACAACAGUGACAGUCCCAUGAGUUCCAUGAGCCCUUUCAUCAGUGCUAUUCAGAGUGCAGAGUGGCUCUGUAAUGGGGAACCUUCACACGACUGUGACGGACCCAUCACUGAUUUGAAUUCUGAUCAAUACCAGUAUGUGAAUGGUAAAAACAAACAUUCUAUUCGAAGAUUGGACCCAGAGUAUUGGAAGACCAUAUUGAGUUGUAUAUAUGUUUUUAUAGUGUUCGGAUUUACAUCUUUCAUAAUGGUUAUAGUGCACGAGCGAGUGCCUGACAUGCAGACCUAUCCACCACUCCCGGAUAUAUUCUUAGACAGCGUUCCUAGAAUUCCAUGGGCCUUCGCCAUGACAGAAGUAUGUGGCAUGAUUCUGUGCUAUAUUUGGCUCCUGGUUCUUCUUCUUCACAAGCACAGGUCAAUACUUCUGCGAAGGCUUUGUAGUCUGAUGGGCACUGUAUUCUUGCUUCGCUGCUUUACCAUGUUUGUGACCUCCCUCUCCGUGCCAGGACAGCACCUACAGUGUACUGGAAAGGUAUAUGGCAGUGUAUGGGAGAAAUUACACCGGGCCUUUGCCAUUUGGAGUGGCUUUGGUAUGACCCUAACUGGCGUUCACACUUGUGGAGAUUACAUGUUCAGUGGCCACACAGUCGUCCUAACUAUGCUGAAUUUCUUUGUCACUGAAUAUACACCAAGAAGCUGGAAUUUCUUGCACACUUUAUCCUGGGUUCUCAACCUCUUUGGAAUCUUCUUCAUUUUGGCUGCCCAUGAACAUUAUUCCAUUGAUGUGUUUAUUGCCUUUUAUAUCACAACAAGACUUUUUUUGUACUACCAUACUCUAGCCAAUACCAGAGCAUAUCAGCAGAGUAGGAGAGCAAGAAUUUGGUUUCCCAUGUUUUCUUUUUUUGAAUGCAAUGUUAAUGGUACAGUCCCAAAUGAAUAUUGUUGGCCAUUUUCAAAACCAGCAAUAAUGAAAAGACUAAUUGGAUGAAGACUGUCUUUGUAAUGUGUUCAUGAUUAAAUAUACAGUCGUUGUUGAAAGUGAGUAACUUUGCUUUCUCCCCCUAGGUUGUUCCUGGAUGUCUUGCUUUUUGGCCUGUAUGUUGACAAAGUAAAGUUCCCUGUCCUGAGCAAGGCUGUGAUUAUAGCAAGCAAGAAAGAAUAAUUAAGA